Molecule: messenger RNA, 993 nt
Organism: Aspergillus pseudonomiae
Lineage: Eukaryota; Fungi; Ascomycota; Eurotiomycetes; Eurotiales; Aspergillaceae
Product: oxidoreductase, short-chain dehydrogenase/reductase family
Exons: 1
Coding region: 1-993 (330 amino acids)
Source: RefSeq, a predicted model, not a curated record
AUGGCACCCACUUUCAAUGCAGAGACAAGGGCCAGUGAUCUCGUCCGCCACUAUGGCCCUAAUAUAUCCGGCAAAACGAUUUUGAUCACCGGUGUCUCCCCAGGGAGUCUUGGUGAAAGCUUCGUCAAGCAAGUCGCUGUGGCCCAGCCGGCUGUGUUUAUUCUAGCCGGCCGAUCCAUCCCCAAGAUGCAAGGCCUCGUCGACGAGCUGAACAGCACGCACCCAGGCAUCAAAGUCAAGCCCCUCACACUUAACCUGCUAUCAUUCAGUGACGUCCGGAAAGCAGCCGAAACGGUCAAUGCAUGGCCAGACGUACCUCACAUCGACGUCCUAGUCAACAACGCCGGCAUCAUGGCCGUGCCCUACAAGCUAACCGAAGACGGCUUUGAGAGCCAGUUCCAAACAAACCACCUGAGCCACUUCCUCUUUACCAACCUCAUCAUGGGCAAGGUCCUGGCCUCGCCAGCCCCGCGCGUAGUUCUCGUCUCCAGUGGCGCGCACCGCGCCGGCCAUAUCCGCUGGUCGGACUAUAACUUCAAUGAGGGCAAGACCUACCAGCGGUGGUUGUCGUACGGCCAGUCCAAGACGGCCAAUGCCCUGAUGGGACUUUCCCUGGCCGAGAGACUCGGGUCCCGGGGUCUCGUCGCCUUUCCGAUGUGUCCUGGUACCAGUUUCACGAACCUCUCGGCUCACGGGAAGGAUGACUUGGCCGCCCUUGCUGCGGAUCUGACGGAGAUGGAUAACUUCUAUGGCAACAAGUGGUUGUGGGGUAUGAAGGAGCUAAAGUUCAAGGAUUUGGACCAGGGAGUCGCAACGCAUGUUUUUGCUGCGUUUGAUACCGGCAUUGUGCAGCACAAUGGUGCUUUCUUGAGUGAUUGCCAUGUGGCGGAUCCGGAUAAAGAAGAGGUCUACCCCUGGGCAACGAGCAAAGUUGAUGCGGAGAGGUUGUGGAAGUUGAGUGAGAAGCUUGUUGGUCAGGAGUUUGACUAUUGA